AUGUCUUACAGCGUGACCCUGACGGGGCCUGGGCCCUGGGGCUUCCGCCUGCAGGGGGGCAAGGACUUCAACAUGCCGCUCACCAUCUCCCGGAUCACGCCGGGCAGCAAGGCCGCACAGUCCCAGCUCAGCCAGGGUGACCUUGUGGUGGCCAUUGACGGCGUCAACACAGAUACCAUGACCCACCUGGAGGCCCAGAACAAGAUCAAGUCUGCCAGCUACAACCUGAGUCUCACACUGCAGAAGUCGAAGCGUCCCAUUCCCAUCUCCACGGCAGCGCCCCCAAUCCAGUCCCCUCUGCCAGUGAUCCCCCACCAGAAGGUAGGUGCUGACUGUGGCGCCGACUACCAGGAACGCUUCAACCCCAGCGCCCUGAAGGACUCAGCCCUGUCGACCCACAAGCCCAUCGAGGUGAAGGGGCUGGGAGGCAAGGCCACCAUCAUCCACGCGCAGUACAACACGCCCAUCAGCAUGUACUCCCAGGACGCCAUCAUGGAUGCCAUCGCCGGGCAGGCCCAGGCCCAGGGCAGUGACUUCAGUGGGAGCCUUCCUAUCAAAGACCUCACUGUAGACAGUGCCUCUCCCGUGUAUCAGGCUGUGAUUAAGAACCAGAACAAGCCAGAAGAUGAGGCCGACGAGUGGGCGCGCCGCUCCUCCAACCUACAGUCUCGCUCCUUCCGCAUCCUGGCCCAGAUGACGGGGACAGAAUACAUGCAAGACCCUGAUGAAGAAGCUUUGCGAAGGUCAAGGCCCCAGGCCUCUGCCUACAGUCCCGCUGUGGCCACCUCUCCAGCACCUGCUGCCCAUACAUACAGCGAGGCCCCAGCUGCCCCUGCACCCAAGCCCCGGGUUGUCACCACUGCCAGCAUCCGACCUUCUGUCUACCAGCCAGUGCCUGCAUCUACCUACAGCCCAUCUCCGGGGGCCAAUUACAGUCCAACCCCCUACACGCCCUCCCCUGCCCCUGCCUACACCCCGUCCCCUACCCCUGCGUACACCCCUUCCCCCGCUCCCACCUAUUCCCCCUCCCCAGCACCAGCCUAUACCCCCUCGCCAGCCCCAAGCUAUAAUCCUACACCCUAUAGUGGGGGCCCUGCAGAGUCUGCCAGCCGUCCCCCAUGGGUGACAGAUGACAGCUUCUCUCAGAAGUUUGCCCCUGGCAAGAGCACCACCACUGUCAGCAAGCAGAGUCUGCCCCGAGGGGCCCCUGCCUACACCCCGCCACCACCGGCCCCCCAGGUGUCCCCCCUUGCCAGGGGUACGGUCCAGAGGGCCGAGCGCUUCCCAGCCAGCAGCCGCACUCCGCUCUGUGGCCACUGCAACAGCAUCAUCCGGGGCCCCUUUCUGGUAGCCAUGGGCCGUUCCUGGCAUCCAGAAGAGUUCAACUGUGCCUACUGCAAGACCUCCCUGGCAGAUGUAUGCUUUGUGGAGGAGCAGAACAACGUGUACUGUGAGCGGUGUUAUGAGCAGUUCUUUGCCCCAGUCUGUGCCAAGUGUAACACCAAAAUCAUGGGGGAAGUGAUGCAUGCCUUGAGGCAGACGUGGCAUACCACCUGCUUCGUCUGUGCAGCCUGCAAGAAGCCCUUCGGGAACAGCCUCUUCCACAUGGAAGAUGGGGAGCCCUACUGUGAGAAAGACUACGUCAAUCUGUUCAGCACCAAGUGUCAUGGCUGCGAUUUCCCUGUGGAGGCUGGUGACAAGUUUAUCGAAGCCCUGGGGCAUACCUGGCAUGACACCUGCUUCAUUUGCGCAGUCUGCCACGUGAAUCUUGAGGGGCAGCCAUUCUACUCCAAGAAAGACAAACCCCUGUGCAAGAAGCACGCACACGCCAUCAACGUGUAG
Rangifer tarandus platyrhynchus (Svalbard reindeer) is the source of this 1842-nucleotide messenger RNA. Lineage: Eukaryota; Metazoa; Chordata; Mammalia; Artiodactyla; Cervidae. The record is from the annotation of a GenBank genome assembly.